AUGUUCGCUUCUGCCGCUUCUUACUUACUCAUCGCUGCUGCCGCCCUUCAACCUGUCUUGGCAGGUGUGUACGUCACCUCUCCCGUAGCUUCAACCAACGCCAUCGGAGGUCAAGUGCUAGAAGUCAAGUGGGCUGAUGACGGUAACACACCUACUGUCGCUUCCGUCGGUCCAUGUUCCGUCGACAUCUACACCGGAUCAGUCAACAACCAAGUCAAACUCCAGAAUCUCGCUGCUUCAGUCGACGUAUCGAAGACUUCGAGUAUAUCAGCUACCAUCGACCCAUCGAUCGGACAGGAUGACUCCCACUACUUUGUUCGAUUCACCUCCCUCUCAUUAAAAUCCGAAUCCAACUCUCAGUAUCCCUACCAAGCCUUCUCAGCCAUGUUCCCUAUCUCAUCAAUGACCGGUACAUUCAACGCCUCCGUACUAGCCGCUAUCGACGCAUCCAACACCACCUCCUCGUCCACCGCAGUGGUCUCAGCAGCUGCAUCAGGUUCGUCAAAGGCCACUGCCGGCUUAGCAGCUUCUGCAUCAGCCUCUAAAUCAGCUACUACCUCUGGAUCCAGCUCGACUAGCGCGGCACUUCCACUUGCCGAUGUCGUACCUGCGGGAUUGUUAUUGGCUGCUGCAGGAUUCGUCUCUUACUUGGUUCUCUAA
Kwoniella botswanensis is the source of this 660-nucleotide messenger RNA. RefSeq lists its product as uncharacterized. Lineage: Eukaryota; Fungi; Basidiomycota; Tremellomycetes; Tremellales; Cryptococcaceae. Gene Ontology annotation, biological process: cell wall biogenesis; (1->6)-beta-D-glucan biosynthetic process. The record is from RefSeq and is a predicted model, not a curated record. Bases 1 to 660 code for a protein of 219 amino acids. The transcript has 3 exons.